AAAAUUCAGAAUUCAGAUAAAGACAAAGUUUUAAGUUACGGAAAAUGGUGUAAUUGGAAUCUACGUCCCUACAAACAUUGUUCUGUGCUACAAAUGAAUUAAAUGUAUCUUAUUUUGUUCAAGGAAAAAUAUUUUUGAACAAUUGAGCUAAAUUAAAAACUACCAAAUUAAGAAAAAAACAAGAAACAUGCUAAAUAAAACUGUUCUGUUUUUUAGAUACCCCCUGAUGAGAUAUUCUCCUUUAAUGGGCAUCAAGAAUCGCAAUUACGCCCUAACUGGUAAUACUAAUAUAUCUUCAGAUUCCGAACUAGAUUUGAUGAGAAGCCGUCUUAUUUAUCAAUCUAGAAAAAGGGGAAUAUUAGAAAAUUGUAUAAUCUUUACCUCAUUUGCUGACAAAUAUUUAAAGACAUUCAAUUGUGAUCAGUUACAAAAGUAUGAUGCAUUGAUUAACAGUAAAUUUGACGAAUGGGACUUAUAUGCUUGGUCUAUUGGAUCUAAACCGGCCCCACAAGAAUUUGACAAUGACAUAAUGAAGCUUUUGAAAGAUCAUGUACAAAAAAGAUCAUAAUGUAAAGUAGUAUAAAUAUUAUAUGUUAUUACCUACUCACAUUAAAGUAUUUAUGUUGUGGUAGAAUAUUUUGUUGCACUAGAAACAGGUAAAUAAUAAGUUAUGCCUCUUGACUAAUACUUUGUUAUUAGAUUAUAAAUUAACUUGUUUUUUCCUUGAAUAAUUGCCACAUAAAAUGUAUUAAAAACAUAACCUGUAUAAUGAAAUAAUGUAUUUAAUUUAAGUGUUGUUGUCAACUUCUUAUUUUAUAUUUGUAUCAAUAUUUUUAUUAUUUAUGAAUAUUAACUUGACUUGUCUUGUAGGUACUAUUGUUGCCAGCUGCUGUUAUUAUAUAAAUGUAUAUUUUCAUAUUAUAUAGAUUAUAGACUAUUCUUUACAAUUUAGUAUUAAAAAUAAAUUUGAUAACUAAUACAAAGUAGGUAAUUGUUGUAUUGCAUUGUAUUUAGAUCUUCAAAUGUUGUUAAUCAUUUUAUCAGUACCUAUGAAUACUGUUUUCUUGCGAUCUGAGUUACCUACUAUGGAGCUACACAACAACUUAGGUUUAGAUUAUGCAAGUAAUAUUAUGUAUUUUAAUAGUUUACUCAGAGUAGGUAUUUGUUUUUUGUAUUCUUAUUUUCUGUAAAGAGAAUAAAAGAUAUUAACUGUUAAUCACACAA
This is a messenger RNA of Aphis gossypii (cotton aphid), 1224 nucleotides long. Its product is annotated as succinate dehydrogenase assembly factor 2-B, mitochondrial-like. The record is from RefSeq and is a predicted model, not a curated record. The coding region runs from base 188 to 568 and encodes 126 amino acids. Gene Ontology annotation, biological process: mitochondrial electron transport, succinate to ubiquinone; mitochondrial respiratory chain complex II assembly; tricarboxylic acid cycle. Lineage: Eukaryota; Metazoa; Arthropoda; Insecta; Hemiptera; Aphididae. Gene Ontology annotation, cellular component: mitochondrion. The transcript is spliced from 2 exons.